AUGCCGAAGAUGGUCUUUUCCGACUUGUAUAAGUCACCAAAGUCCCCGUUCGCCAAGUUUCGUCAACUCCACUCUAGUAGCCAGCAACAGAGCGCCCACCAGGCCGAAGGCCAGCAACCCAGUGAGCUUCUGGACUAUGGUGACCCGGACCUUUUGAGCCGCGAUAAGUCGAAGCAGAAGGAGGCCGUUCGCCGGUACCUCGCGGAGAAGAUUCUAAACGACUGGGACUUUGCAUGGCCAUCCGCGGACGUGAGCAGUGCCUACACAGGGGCGGCCAAGGCACGGGCCCGGGCCAUACAGAAGCGGCUGGUACGAUCUGAGCAGGUUGGGCUUCUUGACCCGUCCGAGACGUUCGCCAGCCCACUUUCGCCCGUGGAUGGCAACGCACCGUUGUCCCUGGCUGCUGUGUCGGCAGCUGUGGCUGCAGACGCUGCCGCUGAAGCUGGAGCCGGGGACGAACCAAAUUUUGACGAGUUCGACUCGGACGCCGAGUCUGUCUACAGUACAGUCUCUGAGGAUGCGAUCCACUUCCGGCCACGCGCGGAGUGGACGUCGGAUCUGUCCGAGGACGAGAAACCUGGUGCCUACUACCAGAGAAUGCCAACAUAUGUACAUUCGCCCUUCCGCUUCGACUCGCCCGACGCAGUGGGCACAGCGGUCAACAUACCGGCCGACGAACGGAAGGCAAAGGCCCGCCGCGACCUGCGAGCAGAGAUUGUGUGGAACGAGGGCCUCGCCUGUUUCACUGCCCGCCGUGAUGCAUGGACCGGUGCCCGCACCGUGCACCUGAAGCCCGCAAAGCCAAUCGCACCCACGUCGCCUGUGUCGCCUCGGCGCGGGCUCUUCCGCUUCCACAGCCAUACAAAAUCCGAGCCUGCACCGGUUGCAGCCGUCCACACCAAUGCUGUUGCCGUCGCUGCUGGUGGGAAGACCAACGGCCAGGAUUCGCAUUCUGCGUCUACAACGCCAACGGCACCGGCCCAGUCGAGCAGCCCUCCUGGAAGAGCGUCGAGCACCAUGCCAUUGUCCCCCGUCACAUCUAACUCGCGGCACUCCCAGCACUCCCAGCAUUCGCAUCAAUCUCAGCAAUCUGCUGGCCAGGAGACGGUCGCUACCACUCCGAUGACAUCAGACUGCGGUGGCGGCGGUGGCGUGGACGGUGCUAUGCUGCAGCAGUCGGCCUCGCGUACCAGCGUCGCCUCUGCGCAACUUGGGCUCACGCGUAGUCGUGCCUCACGUGCCAGCCGGGCUCACCCUGAUUAUUCUGUCGAAACUAUCAUUCCUGUGGCCCCCCCUUUGCUACCACCUGGCAAUCCUAUGCGUGCGUCAAUCACGCCCGCUAUCUACCUUAGCCUCUACGACAAGCUUGUCUCGAGCUCGUUGCAGCCAUCGUGCCCCAUCAACCUGAGCGACAUGAUCCGCUCAUGUGUCUCUGGAUGGAAACGCGACGACGAGUGGCCUCCUCGCCCCACCGAGAUGUCGGCACCGGCUGUUGCUGCCGUGUCUGUGGCACUGCGCAAGAAGCGCCGUGAUGAGCAGCGAGAAAUCCAGAAAGACAAGCGAGACACGGCGAACCACGUUGGUGAUGCUGGGAGCGGUGGCCUUCCGUCGCCCGGCCUCACUCGCCGCAUGUCCAACUUUUUAGGUGGCAAGCCGUCGCCCGGUAACAUUAUCCUACCGGCCACAACUGCAACACUUGCUGGUGCCGGGCCUGCCUCGCCUCCCAUUGACGAGAAAGACGACGCCGGCAUCAAUGGCCAGCGUGGCAUUCGCCGCAGCCUCCAGCGUGUGCUUGGCCUGGGCUAUGUGGCUCACGGCGGAGGUGGAAACACGAAUGCGAGCAUUGGCGGCCACGGCCACUCGCUGUCCGUCGGAUCCGUCGGACAGUCCACAAAGCAGAUCUAA
Molecule: messenger RNA, 1905 nt
Organism: Sporothrix brasiliensis 5110
Lineage: Eukaryota; Fungi; Ascomycota; Sordariomycetes; Ophiostomatales; Ophiostomataceae
Exons: 1
Coding region: 1-1905 (634 amino acids)
Source: RefSeq, a predicted model, not a curated record